GUUGGGUUGUCUUGCCAAGAAGAAUUCUUUCAACAAGAAGCACACAAGCCAGAUUGCUCAACUAAGGAUGGCCCACAUCUUGUGCAUUUUGGCACUUCUGUGUUUUGCGUCACGUGUUGUGGAAAACACAGAGACUGAGCAGAAAUUGAAAGACCUCCAACUUCAGCAAGAUUCACUGUCAUGGCUUGACAAAUUACAGGAAAAGCAGGAAUCAACAACGAAGCAAAACUUAGUAGACUUGUUUUAUAAACUCUUCAAAUCUGAAAAUGGAAUAAUUCUCCAAGGACCUGCAGACACAGAGAAAAAGGAGAAGAAUCGACGUGGACUGUAUGGCAGGACAACUCAGUCUCGCAGAGCUGGCUGUAGAGUCUUCUUCUGGAAAUCCUGGACUUCCUGCUAACUCUCACUGAAGUGCCAAACUGUCUAUUUUUAUAGUAGUUCCAUCUGUAUUCAGUGAUAUGUUACAUGUUGAUGGGAUAUUCAAUUAUUUUGUAUUAGAGGUUAUUAUGUCACAUUAUUCUGCUUUAGCCUGUGAAUAUAAAAAGUGGAGCACACAAAAUAUGUACGAAUAUAUGUGAUGACUACACAGCUUUAAUUUUAUAGCCACUAAAGCUUGCAUGACUUGAGGCAUGACUUCUUGUUAGCAUCCUGCCAUCCAUUUGUUAUCUUAAAGUAAUGUUUUGGUAAUAUUUGAAACAAGAUUUAACACAUCCUUCUGCUUACAAAUAAAAUUUCAU
This is a messenger RNA of Dicentrarchus labrax (European seabass), 737 nucleotides long. RefSeq names its product somatostatin-1-like. Gene Ontology annotation, molecular function: hormone activity. The transcript has 2 exons. Gene Ontology annotation, cellular component: extracellular region. Lineage: Eukaryota; Metazoa; Chordata; Actinopteri; Moronidae. Bases 68 to 400 code for a protein of 110 amino acids. The record is from RefSeq and is a predicted model, not a curated record.